Messenger RNA from Penaeus indicus, 435 nucleotides. RefSeq lists its product as uncharacterized. NCBI's taxonomy places the organism in Eukaryota, Metazoa, Arthropoda, Malacostraca, Decapoda, Penaeidae. The record is from RefSeq and is a predicted model, not a curated record. The coding region runs from base 1 to 435 and encodes 144 amino acids. The transcript has 3 exons.
AUGCUCCCGGAGGCAACGCUAAUCAGUUAUAACGAAGGAGAUCGCGACUACUGGACGAUGGUGCAAGACGCUCAACAAGGCAUUGCAAAGUUCAGACUUUCUGCAACGGGAGUAAUGUUCGCGAUGGAAAACAACUACCACAAAUCAACGAAAAUAACUACUACUACUACAACACCAACAGCUACUCCUACUACAACUUCUGCUUCUACAACUACUCUCACUACUACAACUAACUUGAUGGGCGCCAUUCCUGUCAACCAAGUUGCACGCCCACAUCACCCACGCCCCAACAGCUUAUCAGUCCUGCGAGAAAUGGGCGGCUCCCGAGGCUCAGCUGGUUGGACUGGAGCUCCGCCCACUCUUAUCUCUUCGCUACUUGUACCCUUCGACUGCUGUCCUGGCGGUCGCACCUGCUUCUCUCAUCGCUUACAAUAA